Molecule: messenger RNA, 1624 nt
Organism: Pistacia vera
Lineage: Eukaryota; Viridiplantae; Streptophyta; Magnoliopsida; Sapindales; Anacardiaceae
Product: flavonol 3-O-glucosyltransferase UGT89B1-like
Exons: 2
Coding region: 31-1476 (481 amino acids)
Molecular function (GO): UDP-glycosyltransferase activity
Source: RefSeq, a predicted model, not a curated record
CAAACAUUCUCAACGUUUCAAAAUUUCAAAAUGCCAGCCUCCGGAGCACAUAUUCUCGUCUAUCCAUACCCAGCCUCAGGCCACAUUAUCCCUCUCCUCGAUCUCACCCACAGCUUACUCACCCGCGGCCUAAACGUCACCGUUGUUAUCACCCCUAACAAUUCCUCUUUACUCCACCCAUUACUCUCCUCUUACCCUUCUUCCUCGCUCCAAACCUUGGUCCUCCCCACGCCGUCGUGGCCAACAACUUCCUCAUCAAACAGACUUCUCAAUAUGAUGCGUGGAUUGCGUGAACUUCAUUAUCCUGCACUCCUUUCUUGGUUCCAGUCUCACCCUUCACCUGCUGUUGCUAUUCUGUCUGAUUUUUUACUCGGUUGGACCCAACAGUUGGAUUCGCAGGCUGGAGUGCCACGUGUUGUGUUCUCGUCCUCCGCCACUUUAUCCCUGUGUAUAUCAUAUGCUUUGUGGACUGAUUACCAAAGAUUGAAUAUCCUCAAAGGAGAACGACUUAUACAUACCCAAGAUUUAUCGUAUCGACAACUAUCGUUUCCGAAAAUUCCGAAUUGUCCAACUUACCCCGGCUGUCAGGUCUCUCGUAUUUACCGAGAGGGUAAAGAAGGGAACCCGGAUUGGGAACUUUUUAGAAGCUGCGUGCUUGAAGACAAAGCUAGUUGGGGAGUCGUGUUCAACUCAACUAUUGAGUUGGAACGUGAUUAUAUCGAUCACAUUAAAAAAGAUGUCGGCCACGAUCGUGUUUGGGCGGUGGGACCUCUGUUGCCGUCUGAUGAUGAUUUGGCAUGGUCCACGUCACGUGGUGGGACCACUGCGGUGCCAACUUACGAGUUACUCACCUGGCUAAACUCUCGUCGUGACGAUUCGGUCGUUUACGUUUGUUUCGGUAGUCGUCAAGUCUUAAAUUCGAAACAAACGGACGUAUUAGCAACCGGCUUGGAGAAAAGCGGCAUCCAUUUCAUAUGGUCUGUACGGGAACGCACAGAGAAAAACGCGGGAGAGGAUUACGGUGACCUACCUGACGGAUUCGAAGAUCGUGUGGCGGGUAGGGGUUACAUUAUAAAAGGAUGGGCUCCACAGGUUGCCAUAUUAAGGCACCGAGCCACCGGCGCGUUCUUGACGCAUUGUGGUUGGAACUCGACCUUGGAAGGAAUUUCAGCCGGUGUGGUGAUGCUGACGUGGCCAAUGAGCUCCGACCAGUUCAUGAACGCGCAGCUCUUGGUUGAUGAAUUGGGAGUGGGGAUCCGAGUUGGCGAAAAUAUAGAGAAUAUUCCUGAAUCAACAAAGUUGGCUCAGUUGUUUGAUGAGUCUGUGAAUGGAACAGGGCCACAAAGAAUGAAAGCAAGAGAACUGAGAGAGGCUGUCAUGAAUGCAGUAAGUAAAGGAGGAAGUUCAGAUAAAGACUUGGAUGGAUUUGUGAAUAGUAUAAAUGAGCUUAAAAGAAACGUUGAAACUGCGGUGUAGAUGGCUCUAAAGUCUAAACCAUAAGUGGAGCUGGUAUAUAUUAUGGAUUGAUGACGAAUACGAUAUCAAGACAAAAAAUAAAAUUACAAAUUCGAUAUAUCAUUACUGUAUAAUUUUAAAAUAAUCAUAGAUCAAUUCUAUGACACUU